Messenger RNA from Lolium perenne, 1982 nucleotides. RefSeq lists its product as uncharacterized. The record is from RefSeq and is a predicted model, not a curated record. Lineage: Eukaryota; Viridiplantae; Streptophyta; Magnoliopsida; Poales; Poaceae.
AGAGAGAGAGAGAGAGAGAGAGAGAGAGAGAGAGAGAUGCAUGAGAUUUGGAGGGCUCUGCAAUGGUGGGACGACUGGCAGCUGCGCAUCCUCGUCCUCGGCAGCCUAGGCCUACAGUGGUUUCUGCUGCUGGCUGCUCCCAUGCGCAAGUUCAGCAUCCCACGCAUCUUCAGGACAUGCAUCUGGCUGGCUAUUAUUUCCAGCGAUGCACUGGCAAUCUACGCGCUGGCCACCCUCUUCAACCGCCAUUCGAGGGCCAGCGGCAACUGUGGCAAUCAGCAGCAGCAGCACUCGAGCAGCAUCCUCGAGGUCCUAUGGGCUCCUGUCCUGCUCAUCCACCUGGGUGGGCAGAAGGAGAUGGCAGUCAGCGUGAUGGAAGACAACGAGCUGUGGAUCAGGCACACCGUGACCUUGGUGUCCCAGGUCUCGGUUGCCCUGUACACGUUCUGCAUUUCAUGGCACAGCUCCAGCGAUUGGAAGCUGUUGGUGGCUGCAGUUCUCCUCUUCGUCAUCGGGGUCGCCAGCUUAAGCGAGAAGCCAUUUGCUCUCAACAGAGCUACAAUCAACAGAAAGGCAGCUUUGUCGUUCCAGAGGCAAGGAACCAAGGAGAGCAGGAAGAAACGGGUGGCCUUGUCGGAGACAGACAAGGUGUGGAUGCUACUUUCAGACAUGUCACUCCUAGCUGCUGCCAAUGACCUGGUAGCACGAGGGAGAGCUUUGAGUGUGGAGGACGUUCUACCACCUCUCAUCAUCACUGAGAAAGCGUUGCCGCGCUGGCUGGGCUAUGCAUUCGACUUCAUCUACGGAAACAUCUACGCCCCAGCUACCGUUGUUGUCACUCCUCUCUACCUGCUCUAUCAUCUGCUGGUGGUCCCGAUCCUGCACAUGGCUGCCCUGUUGCUGUUUGCAGUUAGCGACAAGAACCCGUACAAGCGCGCCGACGUGAAGAUAACAUACAUCAUCCUGUGCCUCACCGCUGCGCUAGAUGUGCUCCAGGUGUUCGUCCGCCAGCUUCUGUCCCGCCUCAUGUACAUGACAACAGUUCCAGCACUGUGCCAGACGGUAGCCAGCUAUAACCUAAUAGACACCGCUCUUUGGGAAGCCAACAAUGGGUGGAUAUUCAAGUUUGCCAGCCGCAUGCGCUCUUGCUUUUGCAUGCCUCAACAUUACGGAAAUGUUGGAGCACUUGUGAUGGCAGAUUUGGUGGAUGCACGAGGCAGAGACCUUGCCAGUUACAGGGUCUUCGAUGCAGCUGGGUUCAUCAGCAACAACUGGAUUCUAAGCAAGGAGCUGCAAGAACAUUGUGGCGUCCAGGUAAGAAAUAGCUUGUGUAAUGUCGCAUUCGACCGGAGCGUCCUCCUAUGGCACAUUGCCACCGAUCUGUGCCGCCGCUGCAGCAUUGGCAAUGCCGACUUUGUCGAUGAUGGAGGUGAACAAGGUGCACCAGCAGACGAAGAAGGAGUAGAAGACUCAAUGUUACGGCUUCGUAGGGAGUGCGUAGUUGCAAUAUCUGACUACAUGGCGCACCUGCUGCAUGUCAGCCCCGAGAUGCUGAUGACUGGCAGCAGGCACCAUCUCAUCUCCGAAGCCGUGGAGGAAGUCAAGUAUUUCUUUUUCAAGAAGAAGAAGAAGAAGAAUACGUUGAGCCAACAAGACAUAGAGCACUUUCUCGCCAUGGAGCACAAGCCUGUCGUCAAUGAAGAAGAUGAUGAUAACCGAGUUUUCCACACGGAAGAGGCAUCCAAGCUUGCGAAAGAAUUGAUGGCGAUGCCGGACGGUACACGCUGGAGGCUCAUGUACCGGGUGUGGUUGGGCAUGCUCUUCUACUCCGCCAGCAUGUGCAGGGGUAACCUGCACGCCAAGAGCUUGGCCGAAGGUGGGGAGUUCCUGUCUUUCAUAUGGCUUAUGCUCGGGCUCAAAGGGGCUAAGUUUUUGGCCGACAAGCUUCAGAUGGCGCCCUAGAUCCGAGUAAAUGGCACUGG